UGUUUCAGAGGAGCCAGUAGGGAGACUUCCUGGUUGGCUCUGCGGGGUUCUGUUGUCCCACCGCCCGCAGACCUUUCUGAACCUGAGGCCUUCACCAAGGCUCAGUCCUCGGCUGUAGUCGAAGACGAACAAAACGUCAACGACCAUCUCGUCCAAACCAAGGCGGCGGUGAGAGAGCGGUAGCCCAGCCGCGGAGAGCAGCUGCUACGCGGCCGGGGAGCAGUGAGGCUAGCUGGUGCUGAGCUAUCAGGCGGAGCCGCGGUGGAGACUCCCACUCUCAGUUUGCUCUGCUUUAGCCUCAAAAAGCCUCCAAACUACGCCAAGAGUUCAGGAAACUUUUGUAGACAAACCUGGAGACUGUGAGCAUGUGGUUGGAGCCACAGGUCUUGUAGAAUGAAGAGCCCGGCUCACCGCACCAGGGACAUCGAGCGGCAAGCUGGCUACCUGAAGCCCGAGCACUGUGCCCCGCCCCCGCUCCGCAACGGCUCCGACACCAUGUGGUUCAUCCGCGACAGCUGCGGGAUCGUGUGUGGCAUCAUCACCUGGCUCCUGGUCUUCUAUGCCGAGUUUGUGGUGCUGUUUGUGAUGCUGCUGCCGGCCAAGAACGUGGCCUACAGCCUCUUCAACGGGCUGAUCUUCGGCAGCCUCGGCUUCCUCGCCCUCGCCUCUCACGCCAGGGCCAUGUGCACAGACCCGGGAGCUGUGCCUAAAGGAAACGCUACUAAAGAAUUCAUUGAAAGCCUGCAGCUCAAACCGGGACAGGUGGUUUACAAAUGUCCCAAAUGCUGCAGCAUCAAGCCUGACAGAGCUCAUCACUGCAGUGUGUGUAAACGCUGCAUCAAAAAGAUGGACCACCACUGUCCCUGGGUGAACAACUGUGUGGGAGAGAACAACCAGAAAUACUUUGUCCUCUUCACAAUGUACAUUGCACUAAUAUCACUCCACGCUCUAGCCUUGGUUGCGCUCCAUUUUGUGUUCUGCUUUGAAGAAGACUGGACAAAGUGCAGUAACUUCUCUCCACCAGCAACUGUCAUCCUCCUCAUCCUCCUCUGUUUUGAAGGUCUCCUCUUUUUAAUCUUCACCGCAGUCAUGUUUGGAACUCAGGUUCACUCCAUCUGCACCGAUGAGACGGGCAUAGAGCAGCUGAAAAAGGAGGAGAGACGAUGGGCCAAAAGGUCUAAAUGGAUGAACAUGAAGGUGGUGUUUGGACACCCGUUCUCUGUCACCUGGCUGAGCCCGUUUGCAACACCCGACCACGGCAAAGCAGACAUCUACCAGUAUAUAGUGUGAAAGUCAGCUGUGGACCUCAAAGAGCAUGAACUUAUCUCUACUACAUAUACACGUUCUUUCAUUUAUUGAUAUUUCAGGGUAUUCUGUCUGAAGAUAUUAUAACAGUUUUUUCUAAAUAUUGUCACCUUUUACAUUUUAUGUUUCUGUUCCUCUUGGUGCUGACUGAGAUUAAUAAGGUAUAACUCAAACUAAGCAGCAACAGCUAAACAAGAGGCACUUAAUACGAGUCGGUGGAACGACACCGGAGUGAAGAGGCGGUUUCUGCCUUCUCCUGAGGAUCCUGCAUCAUUUCCUGCUUCCAAUAUUUAUCCAUGUGAACUGAAGUCCAGGAUGGUUUCGCACUGAGCAGCACAGUCAAGGUCACUUGUGUGUGUUUUGUCCCCCCAACAUCAUCCUGAUCCUGUCUCAUCUUGUGUCUUUGAUAAUCGUCUUUUUACUUCAUGCGGAGGAGGAUCCUGCCUUAGAACGUUACAUCGAUGAACUGUCUGCUGUUUGUUCAAGACAUUUACAUUCUUUUUGCCUUAACGUGCCAGUCAGGGUGAGGCAGAUUCUCUUUGGUUAAUCAUUUUUUUAAAUGACCCUGUGGUGUGUCCUUUUUUUUUUUUUUUUUUUU
Solea solea (common sole) is the source of this 1903-nucleotide messenger RNA. RefSeq names its product zinc finger DHHC-type palmitoyltransferase 3b (gene zdhhc3b). The transcript is spliced from 7 exons. Gene Ontology annotation, molecular function: protein-cysteine S-palmitoyltransferase activity. Lineage: Eukaryota; Metazoa; Chordata; Actinopteri; Pleuronectiformes; Soleidae. Gene Ontology annotation, cellular component: Golgi apparatus; endoplasmic reticulum. Bases 394 to 1290 code for a protein of 298 amino acids. The record is from RefSeq and is a predicted model, not a curated record. Gene Ontology annotation, biological process: protein targeting to membrane; peptidyl-L-cysteine S-palmitoylation.